This is a messenger RNA of Diatraea saccharalis (sugarcane borer), 429 nucleotides long. Lineage: Eukaryota; Metazoa; Arthropoda; Insecta; Lepidoptera; Crambidae. The record is from the annotation of a GenBank genome assembly.
AUGGUCAGGCGUCUUAUAAUGUCGUCUGCUCCAUCAUCACACUACUCUUGCUUUUUAUACUGUAAGAGAAAAGGAAAGGGUAAAGGAAAAGGAACGGAUAAAGUAAAUGAAGUUGCUGAUGACACCGUGGACGAAAAUGACGGUAAUGUGGAUUCAGAUGACGAGAGCACGAUAUGUUUAGAAUGCACUGAAUCCUACGCCGAUAGUGUUCCUGGCGAACAAUGGAUUCAGUGCAUAACUUCCUCCUCCAUUUUGCCGCGUUUCAAUCCCGGCGCGCGAAUAACGUUCGCCGGUGGCGCCACAACGGCGGGCGGCGGCAUAUUCGCAGCAUUGCCCGCCGUGCCAGCCGGAAUGAAGCCGGCUUCCAUCAUCUGCUACGCAUUGCCGCCACCCAACAACAGAUGGCGUUGUACGCUACUAUGUCCGUAA